This is a messenger RNA of Caenorhabditis remanei, 2325 nucleotides long. RefSeq lists its product as uncharacterized. The coding region runs from base 1 to 2325 and encodes 774 amino acids. Gene Ontology annotation, biological process: peptide catabolic process; proteolysis. Gene Ontology annotation, molecular function: peptide binding; zinc ion binding; metalloaminopeptidase activity. Gene Ontology annotation, cellular component: cytoplasm. NCBI's taxonomy places the organism in Eukaryota, Metazoa, Nematoda, Chromadorea, Rhabditida, Rhabditidae. The record is from RefSeq and is a predicted model, not a curated record. The transcript has 8 exons.
AUGGUUCCACCACCAGCUUCCCCGUCUAAAAAAGACAAAAGUUCUUGUCUUUGCUUUGCUUUGAUAGCUAUAAUUAUCGGAAUUAUACUAUGUGCUGGACUCAUGACAUGGAUUUUCGUUCUUCGAGAAAAUGGAGAUGGACCUGAUGUUGAUUGGCAAAAUGCGACUGAAAUCCCUACGACAACCACUUCGAAGGCAUCCUCUACAACAACGGAGUUGGAAUCAACGACAACGACGAGUGCAGAAUUCAAGAAUGAUGCCACUUCAUCAACCACAACAACUCAAUCUGCAACACCAGAAACAACGACAGUUUCCACGACGACAACUACAGAAGAGGUCACAACAACAACUGCUUCUGAAAUUGUGAUGCCUGUAGACGUAGCUUCCAUUCUAAAGGAUAAAACGAAAGAGUUUGAGAUCGUUGAGAAAUGUGCCCAAAUCCAAGUUCUGCAUGUUUCCUGUACCCCAUCCUCAUCUCAAUUGACAUCCGAUCCAUCGAAAUUUCAACCAAUUCAUUAUACUCUGAACAUCACAAUACGAGAUAUCAGAAAACCAGUUUUGGAAGGACACAUGCAACUGUUUGCCUCCACAAAAGAUCAGAUUCAAGCGAUUUCCCUCCACUCUGUCAAGAUUCAUAAUCUGGAGAAUCGGGAUCGUGUUCAUGUGAUCAACUGUAACACAGGAGAGACGAUUUGCGUAUCACGAGUCCAUCAGGUUGAUGAAGUUAUCCAUUUGGAACUGGCUCAAAGUAUCUCUUCUGGAGUUGAUCUUCGUAUCGAUAUCGAUGGUUUCAUCUCUGCUGAUUCUGGACCAAAUGUAUACAAACAGAUUCCAACGGCAAAAUGGAGAGUUCCACAGAUGGUUGGAUCCAUUUUCGAACCGACAUCUGCCAGACACGUCUUCCCAUCUUUUGAUCUUCAUAAUCAGAAAGCUACAUUCAAUUUAUGUUUGAACCAUGGACCAUCAAUGACUGCCAUCUCGAAUUCUCUGAUCAAUCCAAAUAUCUCCACUUCUGGAAUCUCAUGCUUCGAAAAGACUGUUCCAUUAACUGCUCAACAAAUUUCAUUCGUCGCUUUCGAAAGAACAAAUCCAUUAUUCUACAAUACGACAACGUUAGAUGGGGCAUAUCUUCCAGAGAUAAAUAUGAUUUUCAACUUGAAUGCGAAAAACUUCCAGCAGUACGAAUGGAUCCAUUCAGAAGUCUCAAAAGUGAUGUCAUUGAUGUCCAAAUGGUCUGGUUUCUCGUAUCCAUUGCCAAGAUUAGAAAUCGUUGUUGCCCCUGUUAUGGCUGGACAUUCGGCUCUUGGAGUUAUCACAUUGCCCGCUCAAGCCAUCGCAUAUCAAAAGCAUACAUCGACCCACGAGACUCUAAUCAAAGAGGUUAUUGGACAGUGGAUGGAGGGAGUAGUGACCACGGAACACACAUGUUUUGAGAAAGCCCUCAUCGCCUACCUCGAAUGGAAAAUCAACGAAGAAUUACAAAUUGUAAAGAAAACGAGAAAGAUGGAAGUUUCUCGAAUUCGACCACGUAAUCUCAAUGAAACUGCUGAUCAACUCCGAGUUAUUCGACAAAUUAAGCCACAAAGUACCAGUUUGUGUUCUCCAAGAUUUGUAGAAGUUUUCUACACCCUUGAUGAAACAUAUGGACAAGAUACUGUAGUUGGCAUGAUUCGAGUUAUUUUCGACCAAUUCGCAUUCUCCACCGCAACUAUUUCUGAUUGGGCAUCAGCUGCUGAAACAUCAACCGGAGGUCGUCCAGAAGCCGGAGCUCUCAUCCAUGAAUGGUACCGCCCCUCUUCGAAAAUCUCUCGACCAGUUCUUCGUGCUGUCGUUUCAUCGAAUAGUGUCGACUUUCACCAAUUAACAGAAGAUAACUGGACUGUUCCACUCGAAAUUUCUGGAUCUGCUGGAACUCAAUUGGUUGUUAUUUCUGAAAAGAAACAAACAGUUCCAUUCGUUUCAACAGAUUAUGUAGUAGUGGAUGCAAGCAGAAAAUCGCAUGCUUUUGUUGUUUAUGAUGCCGACACAUAUCUUCGAUUAAUCAGAUGUUUCGGAGAUUCAAGAUGUCCAUCCAAAGAAAUUGGAGGAGUUUUUGCUGAUUUGGGGGCUGCUCUUCUUGCAAACAUUCUUCCAAAACCAGAUAAUCAAGAUGUUGCAAAAUGGAAAUCCGUAUUUAAGUUCAUGGCCCAACAAAAUCUUGUCGAAGGAACAGCCGCGUGUUGUGUGGAACACGCGAUUCGGGAAAUGAGAAAAUGUUCGUAUUGGGAUAUUCAAGAUGUCUGCACAAAGAUUGAUUUCAACAUUGUUUUGGCUGCAGUUGCUUAA